This is a messenger RNA of Paecilomyces variotii, 978 nucleotides long. RefSeq names its product cyclin-dependent protein kinase. Gene Ontology annotation, biological process: G1/S transition of mitotic cell cycle; regulation of G2/M transition of mitotic cell cycle; signal transduction. NCBI's taxonomy places the organism in Eukaryota, Fungi, Ascomycota, Eurotiomycetes, Eurotiales, Thermoascaceae. Bases 1 to 978 code for a protein of 325 amino acids. The transcript is spliced from 4 exons. Gene Ontology annotation, cellular component: cyclin-dependent protein kinase holoenzyme complex; cytoplasm; nucleus. Gene Ontology annotation, molecular function: cyclin binding; cyclin-dependent protein serine/threonine kinase activity; ATP binding. The record is from RefSeq and is a predicted model, not a curated record.
AUGGAGAACUACCAGAAGAUCGAGAAAAUCGGAGAAGGCACGUACGGUGUGGUCUACAAGGCCCGUGAGCUCACUCACCCGAACCGAAUCGUAGCUCUGAAGAAGAUCCGUCUAGAGGCUGAAGAUGAGGGUGUCCCGAGUACCGCCAUUCGCGAGAUCUCCUUGCUCAAGGAGAUGAACGACCCGAACAUUGUACGACUGCUCAAUAUCGUCCAUGCAGAUGGCCACAAACUCUACCUGGUCUUCGAGUUUCUCGACCUCGAUCUGAAGAAGUACAUGGAGGCUCUCCCGGUCAGCGAAGGUGGACGAGGCAAAGCUCUGCCCGAUGGAUCAGGGAUGGAUAUGAACCGGAUGGGCUUGGGCGAGGCUAUGGUCAAGAAAUUCAUGGCCCAGUUGGUGGAAGGAAUUCGGUACUGCCACAGCCACCGUGUCCUUCAUCGGGAUCUCAAACCACAGAACCUGCUCAUUGACCGGGAUGGUAACCUGAAAUUGGCCGAUUUCGGACUGGCGAGAGCGUUUGGUGUCCCUCUGAGAACAUACACCCAUGAGGUAGUUGUCACGCUAUGGUACCGUUCUCCUGAGAUUCUACUUGGUGGACGCCAAUACUCUACUGGUGUAGACAUGUGGUCUGUGGGCGCUAUCUUUGCUGAGAUGUGCACUCGUAAACCCCUGUUCCCCGGUGACUCCGAGAUCGAUGAGAUCUUUAAGAUCUUCAGGCUCCUUGGUACCCCCGACGAAUCCAUUUGGCCCGGUGUCACUUCUUUCCCCGAUUUCAAGGCGUCCUUCCCCAAGUGGAAGCGUGAACCGACACGGGCUCUGGUCCCCGGUCUCGAAGAGAACGGAUUGGAUUUGCUUGAUGCCUUGUUGGAGUACGAUCCAGCCCGGCGUAUCUCUGCCAAGCAGGCAUGCAUGCACCCGUACUUCCAGCACGGCAGCUCUCACUACUCCGGCCGGCACCGUGUUAACGGAUACCAUUGA